GAAGCAAAGAAAAAGAUCCUGCUAAAUUUAAUUUUAUGUAUCAAUGGAAUAUCCUUUUGGACAUCCCAACCACGGCCACCAUCACCACCGUCGCGAGAACGACGAAGAAUUUCCACCUCCCGGCCACCGACCACCGUCAUCCUACGAUGAACCCCCCCCUCCUCCUCAAGUUGGCCAUGUCUUUCAUACUUCCCAUGUAGGUGGACCACCACCAAUGGAAGCUAAUUAUGGCCGUCCUCAUUAUCCUCCGCCACCGAUGGAUGAUAGUUAUGGACGGACUAAUUAUCCACCGCCGCCAAUGGAGGAGAACUAUGGUGGAUCUUACAAUCGUCCACCGCCGAUGUCUGAUUACUAUGAGGCCCCACCACCAUCGCAACCUCAACCACCUACUUCCGGCUAUUCCUCCGUCCAACACGUGUCUCAUGAGAGUGAGAGUGUUGAUCGUCAUCAUGAUCGUCAUCGUUUUCAACCACAUGUGCCUUCAUUUUUCCACCAUCAAACUUCAGAUCCAGAGCUCAUGGAUAAACCUUCUUUUAGGGUUUAUACCAAAGCUGAUACCAAUUACUCUCUCACUAUCCGUGACGGAAAAGUAGUUCUUGCCUCUAAUGAUCCAUCAGAUCCAUUUCAACACUGGUAUAAAGAUGAGAAGUUCAGCACUAAAUGUAAGGAUGAAGAGGGAUUUCCAAGCUUUGCUCUGGUUAAUAAAGCUUCAGGACUGGCCCUGAAGCACUCUAUUGGCGCCUCUCACCCUGUGCAGCUCACCCCGUACAACCCCGAUGUUCUUGAUGCAUCAAUCUUAUGGACAGAGAGCAGGGAUGUGGGUGAUGGUUAUCGAGCAAUUAGGAUGGUCAAUAACAUUAACCUCAAUCUAGAUGCAUGGAAUGCUGAUAAGGAGCAUGGAGGUGUCCGCGAUGGGACUACUGUUGCUCUUUGGGAAUGGUGGAAAGGAGACAACAGGAAUCAACACUGGAAGAUCGUUCGCUACUGAUAACUUGGCGUGUGAAUCAUGGCUGAAAUGGGUUUGAUGCUUGAUUUUUUCUCUUUCUUCAUGUGGCUUGUUAUGUAUUUUGUACUGUAAUGUAUCUCCCUCGAAAACAGUAAAAAGUAGAAUGAAAAUAAGAGGGGUAAUGGUGUUGUACCAAAUAAAAGCUUGUACUUUUUUGUGGGAGAUGUCAUGUGUGUUCAACUUGUACUUUUUUAUUUGGUGUUAUACCAAAUAAAAGCUUGUUGGUAUGUAAAACCCUGGAUGAAUUUGAUGUUUCAAUGUCUAAAUACAUAUUUAUGUGA
This is a messenger RNA of Solanum dulcamara, 1287 nucleotides long. Its product is annotated as ricin B-like lectin EULS3. The record is from RefSeq and is a predicted model, not a curated record. Bases 44 to 988 code for a protein of 314 amino acids. NCBI's taxonomy places the organism in Eukaryota, Viridiplantae, Streptophyta, Magnoliopsida, Solanales, Solanaceae. The transcript has 4 exons.